This is a messenger RNA of Sporothrix brasiliensis 5110, 1569 nucleotides long. RefSeq lists its product as uncharacterized. The transcript has a single exon. Bases 1 to 1569 code for a protein of 522 amino acids. The record is from RefSeq and is a predicted model, not a curated record. NCBI's taxonomy places the organism in Eukaryota, Fungi, Ascomycota, Sordariomycetes, Ophiostomatales, Ophiostomataceae.
AUGGCUGCACAGGUCGACUUCAUCGGCCGGGGCGGGUCAUUCAAGUCGUUCCGGCCAUGGCGGCAUCGAGACCAGACGGCCGCCGGACAGGCCGCCGGACAGCGCACCGAACUGGAAUCGACACACGACAGUGCCCAAGAGACACACAGCGGUGGCACUGCCACUGCAGAGGCCCACUCCACGGACGUCGACGUGUCCCAUGCCGUACGGAAAGAACGGCCACCACCGGCGCAGAGAGAAAAUCACCGUCCAAGGGCUCUCCUCUCGUCGUCGGCCUCGCCGUCGUGUCCCUCACAGCGGAUCUCGGCAUCCCAUCCGGCACAGGCCGACAUCCUGCUCGACGACCCGGCGCCACCACUGUCGACGGCAUCGUCGGCGGCAACCGACGAAGACGCGAUACCACGCACGCCGGGGCCGAGCAUUAUCCUGUCACAAGAGCCGGAGCCAGGGCCAGAGCCAGAGCCAGAUGCGUCACUAGUACCAUUGUCCUCGGAGGCAGAGCCUUCCGCUAAAACGCCACAUGCAUCACCACCAUCACCACCACGGCAUGCGUUCCCCCGCCCGUCUCUCAAGCGCCGCCGCGCUCUCUCCGACGUCGACGGCCCCAACACUGCCGCCCUCUGCUGCAAGAAACGCCGCCUGCGUCGGUUCCUGAUUACGUCGCGCCUCUCGCAGCCUUUCUCGCAGCCGGCCACGCACAUUCUCAACCGCGAGUCCGUGGCCGCCGGCGACAAGCGGUUUUGGAAGCUGGCGGCGAUUAUGAAUGCCAAGAAGCUGAUGGCGCCGGCAAAGACGUCGUCGUCGUCGUCGUCGUCGUCGUCCACAGCAUCACCAACACACACUCACGCCCACGCCCCCAUGGCCAGCGAAGUCAUUUGGCGCGCCGCCAUGGCCAACCGGCUGCGGCAGCGCCUCUAUGCCGAAGCCACCGCCGCGUCGACGGCCGGCCGGCCCCUGACGGGCAUUCCCCUGUCGCUCAUGGCCAACAUGGCCAAUGCGCGGUUUACGAUUGUGCCCGUGUCGACGGCCGCCAUGGCCGGGCGGGCGACGACGACAGCGACGACACAAAGACCCGCCACCCCCGCGUCCCCCACGCCCCCCCUGUCCAUGUAUGCGCCCCCCGGCGCCGGCUCGUCGGCCGUGUUUGCCCCGGCCGCCGCGCUCAGCCGCUCCGCGCCGCCACUGGCUGCGCACCGCCCCAUUGUCCGGGCCGUCUCGCGGAGUCCCAAGCUGCGGCCGGUCAAGGACCCGAAGCGGCCGGACAGUCGGCAGGAGAACCAACCGGACAGCCGCCACGACAACGCCGACGACGACAACGACUGCCUUUACGCCUUCCCCGCAAACGAGCACAGCAGCACCGCCAACGCCGUCGACGACAUGGACGACGAUGUGGCCGACGACGGCUCGGAAGAAAUCUAUGCCGACUUUAGCGUGCUGUUCAGCAGCGCGACGGCCGGCGACGACCUGGACGACCUGGACGGGCUCGACGGGCUCGACGGGCUGGAUGCCCUGGACGGGCUGGACGACUACAUGGACGAGCUGGACGGCAUUGCCCACCUGCCGCGGUGA